Messenger RNA from Cuscuta campestris, 1289 nucleotides. The record is from the annotation of a GenBank genome assembly. NCBI's taxonomy places the organism in Eukaryota, Viridiplantae, Streptophyta, Magnoliopsida, Solanales, Convolvulaceae.
GAAGAAAUGAAUUCAUCCUCCCUCUUUUCUUUUUUUCUCCUUUCCAGCCUGUCUGUCUCUUCAAUCAAUUUGGUUUGAGGAAAUUGCCAUCAUGGUUGAUGCUGAUUUCCACAGACCUUCUUGUCUCCUUCCUCAACCUUUCCUUCAUUGAAUUCUUUAUGAUAUUUUUGGGUCUUCCAAUUCAAUCCACCACCGCCACAACUCCCCCUUUAAAACUCUCACCCAUUCGUCUCACUUUUCUCUCUCAGAUCUUUGAUCUUUCCUUGUUUUCUUCAAUCAAUUCCGCACAAGUCUGUUUCAUUUGCGGCGAGCUCACUUUGUCCAGAUCAGAUCUAUGGCGGAAGAGCAUGGAUUCCGAGCAUCGGAAGGGCACCGGUCGUGCGCCAAUAACUGCGGCUUUUCCGGCAGCCCCGCCACGCUGAAUUACUGCCAAAAAUGCUACCGAGACCUCAUCCUCGAACAUGGGCGGACGAAGGGCGCGGAUCUGGCGGAUUCGGCGCUGCCGGUGCAGGUUUCUCAGCCGGCCGCCUCGUCGCCACCGGCACGCCACGCGGCGGUCGCGGCGGAGGUGCAGCUGCCGGCGAAUAGGUGCUCGGCCUGCCGGAAGAAGGUGGGGCUGACUGGGUUUAGGUGCAGGUGUGGGGUCACCUUCUGCGGGACCCACAGGUACCCGGAGAUGCACGGCUGCGCGUUCAAUUACAAGGACGCCGGAAGAGAGGCCAUCGCAAAGGCCAAUCCUCUUAUCAAAGCGCUCAAGCUGGAGAAGAUAUGAUCGAUCAUCGUCGGUGCAAAACACCUUUGGCCUCGGUCAAAUUCAUCGCGCCAAAAAGUCAAAAGAGACGACCGAGUCGUCUAAAAUGCCACAUCAAAGUUGCGUAGAGUGCAAAACUCCUUUGGCUUUGCCUUCCCAUCUCUCUCUAUACAAAAUUGUAUUUAUCCAGUUUGUCCAGUUUUGUUAAGUGAAGCUAGACAAACUUUGAACUCUAAUUACUUUUAAUUUAUAUUUUAUAUUAGCAUAAUGAAAUAUAAUUUUGAAAGUUCCCAAUACGAUAAAUCUAAUAAAGUCUUUUUUUAUGUUAAAAUAUAUAUUACGGUUUUUAUUUAAUUAAAGAUCAAAUGGAAAUGCGUGACUGCAAAUUCAUCUCCGCUAACUCGCCUACCAAGUUCCUACCUUCGUAGCAGAGUCGCCUCCACUGAUUAGAUGGCUGUUCAGAGGAGGAAUUCAAGGUGAUGGUGAGCUUUAUAUCUACACAGUCUAAGUGUUAACACUAUAAAACCUCUAUCACCUU